Messenger RNA from Candidozyma haemuli, 1257 nucleotides. RefSeq names its product Try6p (gene TRY6). The transcript has a single exon. Lineage: Eukaryota; Fungi; Ascomycota; Pichiomycetes; Serinales; Metschnikowiaceae. Gene Ontology annotation, molecular function: protein dimerization activity. The record is from RefSeq and is a predicted model, not a curated record. The coding region runs from base 1 to 1257 and encodes 418 amino acids.
AUGCACUUGCCGUCUCCACCGUCGUUGAAAACGACCAUUAUCCAGCUUAACAAGGAUAUCGAUCCGGAGGAUAAUAAUUAUGAGAUCCUUAAUAAUGUGUAUAACCCAGCGUCUUCUGGGUCGUCCCCUUCGUUGAACGCUAUUCCAGCAGAACAACCAAAAAAGAAGAGAAGAAGAUCGAGUUCUUUUGUGGACGACGACGAAUUGGCCAGGAGGAAGAACGAGACAAAACAGCUCCACUCUAUAAUCGAGAAGCGCAGGCGAAUCAAGAUUAACAGGGAGUUUGAGGCCCUCAAGUAUAUUAUUCCAGCUUGUCGUAAUACCGAAGGCGGUACCAAGAAGGGUGCUUCGUCUAACAACAGCUCCAAGAUCGAUGGCAUGUACAAGCUCACUAUCCUUAAGUCUUCAGUGGAGUAUAUCUUGUACUUGCACCAUAUUAUCCAGAAACAACAUGAGCUUUUAGAGCUGACUCCGAUAGAUUAUACCUAUGACACGAGCUACACGCAAGUGCCAAUUGAUGUUAACCAGUAUAGAAACAUCGAUAAGGAAUUCCACUUUUCAGAUCUUGCUGCUUCGGCUCCCAAGCCACUGGGCUCUGUCUGUGGUUCGAUCAAGGAAGACGAUGAACCUCAGCAGCAACGUCCCUCGCUAGAUGUGCUUCAGAAUACGAAAGGCUCCUUGAAACGCGUCGACCUGAUGUACAUGUCUAGGGACUCCUCCUCUGACGGCGAACAACUCCCGAGUCCUGACUCGACCCCAGACAUAACACCAAUCCUUUCGCUUCUAAGUAAGUGCUCCAACGAUCAGAAGAGUGCUCUUCUGCAGCAGCACCUUCAGAUGCAGAAAGCUUUUGGAAGGUACCAGCUGGCAGACCAGUUUGAACUGGCUAACAAGACCUUUCUGUAUCUGAACUCACCACCAAAAUCAGGUUCAGUGUCCUCCGCAACUUCUCCAUUCACGAUACCAAUCAAACUGAAUGCAAAGAGAGGUUCUUUUGUCCUUCCUGAUCCUGCUAUCCCCACAAGUGUUCCAGUCACGACCAACGAAGAGUACCUCGAAACCACUACCAACGGUGCAGCUUCGUUUCCCAAGAGGAUGUACUUCAAGUCUCGUGUACCGGCCAACAACAUGACAGCCCAUAUAGGACCAGAGGAUGAGGUGAGCGAGGACCAGAAUAGCGAAGACGGAAAGCUUGAAGAUGCUUCGAAGACGUUACUCUCGCUUCGUAAACCAAGCAUAGAGAAGCUCCUCAAUUAG